Messenger RNA from Microdochium trichocladiopsis, 2268 nucleotides. RefSeq lists its product as uncharacterized. The record is from RefSeq and is a predicted model, not a curated record. Bases 1 to 2268 code for a protein of 755 amino acids. Lineage: Eukaryota; Fungi; Ascomycota; Sordariomycetes; Xylariales; Microdochiaceae. The transcript has 2 exons.
AUGUGCUCAAUAGACAAGGGCACAUAUGACAGGGUCAAAGGCAUCCUGGGCACAAACACUGAGCCCUGGGAGUAUGCCGGGAUCAAGUCGGGCGACAAGCGGUCGCAAAUCAAUAAGGACACCAAGUAUGUCUUUGUCCAAGUCCAGCACCGCAUGCAUGGACGAGCUGCGAUUCGGCACACCGCCAAGGCGAACACCUCACGAUCCCUUAGCCACAUGGUUGGCUUCGACCCAACCGGCAUCUACCCGGUAUAUGUCUCACAGAACGGCGAGCCCGAGGAAAUCAACAACUGCGUCACGAAUCUUCGCGCGCAUACCAAGAUCCCCAACGCCGAGGUUGCCUUUAUCCCGGUCGUUCCCCUCAACGGACAUGGGGCAUUCAGAGAUGUGAGGCGGCACCUCUCAAGGGGCGGAAUUUUCAGCAGGAUGAUCAAGACCCGCGAACCCGGCGCGGAUUACGCGACCGAGCAGAGGGAAGAGCGGCGUGCGGCCUCGGAAUCGGGAGGCCCUUUCACUCUUCCUUGGGGCUACCGCUGGGCUCUGCCUACGCUCAUGGAGAUAGGCGCCAUCCACUAUGCCAAAGAAUCCGAUGACGAACCGGACUUCCCCUUCGAUGAGCUGCCCGCUUUUCCGCCCUUCCGGCCAACGCCUCGCUUUUUGGGCCUGGUCGAAGCGGUCCGAGAGCACUUGCACCAGGAUUUUCUGACCAAGCCCCAGAUCGCUCUCUCCAUCGCGCGCGCAUACAAAGGUCCCAAACGCCGAGGUUGCAUUCAUCCCAGUCGUUCGCCUCAACCGACAGACAUCAAUGCAAGCUGUCAAGGCUCCCUCAAAGCACACCGGCUCCAAGUACGCUCCAAGCAACAGGACCGUCCCUCCAGACCGAGCUGGGUCUGGCGUUCGCUGGACCGAGAGACCUUUCAGGUACGAGGUCCAGGUUUACUGGCGUUGCGGCCAACCACAAAGCUUUCGGGUGAGCGCGUCACCCUGGAAGCUCGCAGUGACGCGGAGCUGGUCAAGAGCCUGGCACUCAGGCAUGAUUUCGGCCGGCCCUCAGGCGAGCAUCCAGUCGGUCUCAGACGCUUCGCGAGGACCGACGCUCGCGAGCCAUGCCCGGAUGCGCUCUUCCAAAAUCUCGAGGUCACGGCAGCCAGCGAGUCGGAAGAUGAUGGCCUGUUCGAUAAGCAGCUCAUGCAGUCCGCCGAGGCCUCGCUCGCUCGGCUGGAGCUGCUCAGCUCGCGUUGCCUGUGGGUGGAACCUCUACGACAGAUCGUGCGCAAGGAUCUAAUGGCUGGCAUCGCCGAGAUUCGCCGUGCUGGCAAGGGCCAGGUGCUGCCAGACAAUAUACCUUCGCAAGCUGAGAUUGCCUCAAAGCGUGAGGCAGAGGAUCAGUACCAGAAGUGGUUGGACAUGUACAUCGCUCUGCUAACAGAGGCGCUGAAGCUACGAUCGGAAGCUCGCAGGUCCCUGGAGCUUCCUUUUGUGGACGAGAGCUCGACCUUUGCUCUGCCCCGGUCAACGCGUCCGGACAACUUCAAACUAGUCGCUUUGUUUGAAGUUAUCCCAGCGGAGCCAAACCCCAUGUGCCUCCGCAAGAUGGCUGUGCGUUCCGUGACAUCGCCGGAGGGCAAAGACAUUGUCACGGUCCAUCUCUUCUCUGCAUUGGAUGGUACCAGCUACAAUCUUCUGGGUGACCAACGCCCCGUCAAACUACCUCGUGCCGACUGGUCCAAUGCCUCUACGGACUUCCUCGUGUCUGUCCCUAUGGAUGAUAAGGCGUGGGUUAUAGAUACCAGUGUCUCGAUACAGGGUCCUUUGAUAUUGGUGCAGUAUCCUGCGAUACUAUUCCUACUGGGUAGCGAGGCUGGGUCAAGCAAGACGGUGCGGGACGACAUUUCUUUGCAGGGCGAGUUUUCCCGGCCACAGUGGAACAUGGUCGUCCACACUCACUGGUUAUCGCUCAACCACCUGAAAAGCCAAGGCCGCAUCACCGACGAGGAGAUCAAAUGGAUGGUCGACUCCAAUGGUGUACCAAUCGCCCCACCAACCUUUGUCCCUCGGCCCCAGCCUGAGGAAGGUGGUGUGCCAGUCUCGACCGACGCCAUGGGCGCCGAAGUCAAGAUUGGAGAGCACACAAUGCAACACUCUGGUGUGGCUCUCGGCAUCGUUGCAAUUGGCAAAGCCCACUUGGACCUGCAGCCAAACCAUGACACAGAUGGGGCCAGCUACUGCGUUGGCAGAAGGGCGGUAGACUGGAGCUCGGGUCGAUAA